Panthera uncia (snow leopard) is the source of this 10590-nucleotide messenger RNA. It is a transcript of the gene AGAP1, whose product is annotated as ArfGAP with GTPase domain, ankyrin repeat and PH domain 1. Lineage: Eukaryota; Metazoa; Chordata; Mammalia; Carnivora; Felidae. Gene Ontology annotation, cellular component: nucleus. The transcript is spliced from 18 exons. Gene Ontology annotation, molecular function: GTPase activity; GTP binding; protein binding. Bases 26 to 3376 code for a protein of 1116 amino acids. The record is from RefSeq and is a predicted model, not a curated record.
GCCCGCGUCUCCGCCCGCGGACACGAUGCCGCGCGGGACGCCCCCCCGGAAGACCGUCUACCGCAUCUCCGUGACCAUGGUCAGGAAGGACCAGCUGGCCGCGCCGGGCCCCGGCGGCCCCGACCCGCGCCCCGCUCGGAGGCCCCGGCCCGCGCGCUCCCCGGACGCGCCCGGGAGGCUGGUGGAGGAGGCCGAGGAGGAGGCGGCGGCGGCGGCGGCGGCGGCGGGCGCUGAGGACCCCGAGGAACGCCGGCCGCGCGCCUGGGACUUCCGCACCUUCCGCACCCGCAGCACCGGGCAGCUGGAGCUCGGGCGGCUCCGGCCUUGCGCACGCGGCCCCGAGCCCGCGGACCUGGCCGGCAGCCCCCCGGCCGCGGAGGAGGGGCCCGGCUCGCCCGCGCCCGGCAGCCCCGACGUGGAGGGGGUCCGAGCCGCGCCCCUGCGGCGGAGCCUCAGCUUCAGGCACUGGAGCGGGCCCGAGGCGCCGCGGAGUCGGGCGCUGGGCCGCGGGAGGCGCCACAGCAGCUCCGGGAGCCUGGCUUGGGCGCCGGGCGGCGAGGCCGCGGCCGACCCCGGGGCCGCCCUGGAGCCCGCGGGGGCCCCCGCGCCGCCGGCCUCGGAGAAGCGCAACACCCUGGACGUGGGCGAGGUGCUCAGCAAGAACGACGCGCUCUCGGACCUGGAGCGCUGGGAGCGCAGCAAGAGCAAGAACCGCACGCUGGACAACAGCGACCUGCAGCGGCUGGAGCGCGCGCGGGCGGCGGCCGCGGGCCCUGGCGGCGCCUCGGAGCACCGGCUGCUGCGCUUCUUCAGCGGCAUCUUCGCGCGCAGGGAUGGCGGCGCGCCCGGCGGUCCCUCUCCCCGGAGCGGCGCCUCGCGGUCCCGCGGCUACUUCAGCCUGCGCCGGGCCCCAGCCGACGCGCACUCGUCCAGCGCCGAGAGCAUCGACGGGUCCCCGCGCAGAGAUGCCUUUGUGAAUAGCCAGGAAUGGACAUUGAGUCGAUCUGUCCCGGAGCUCAAAGUGGGAAUCGUGGGUAACCUGGCCAGCGGAAAGUCGGCCCUGGUGCACCGGUAUCUGACCGGCACGUACGUCCAGGAGGAGUCUCCCGAAGGUGGCAGAUUCAAGAAAGAAAUCGUCGUUGACGGACAGAGCUAUCUGCUGCUGAUUAGAGAUGAAGGGGGCCCCCCAGAGGCACAGUUCGCCAUGUGGGUGGACGCUGUUAUAUUUGUCUUCAGCUUAGAGGAUGAGAUCAGCUUCCAGACUGUUUACCACUACUACAGUCGGAUGGCCACCUACCGGAACACGAGCGAGAUCCCUCUGGUUCUGGUGGGGACCCAGGACGCCAUAAGUUCCACGAACCCGCGGGUCAUCGACGACGCCAGGGCGCGGAAGCUGUCCAGCGACCUGAAGAGGUGCACGUACUACGAGACGUGCGCCACGUACGGGCUGAACGUGGAGCGCGUCUUCCAGGACGUUGCCCAGAAGAUUGUGGCCACAAGGAAGAAGCAGCAGUUGUCCAUAGGGCCCUGCAAGUCGCUGCCCAACUCCCCAAGCCACUCGUCUGUCUGUUCCGCACAGGUGUCCGCCGUGCACAUAAGCCAGACGAGUAACGGAGGCGGGAGCUUAAGCGACUAUUCCUCCUCCGUCCCGUCGACGCCGAGCACCAGCCAGAAGGAGCUUCGAAUCGACGUCCCUCCCACGGCCAACACACCCACACCCGUCCGGAAGCAGUCCAAACGCCGGUCCAACCUUUUCACCUCUCGGAAAGGGAGUGACCCAGACAAAGAGAAGAAAGGCCUGGAGGGCCGAGCAGACAGCAUCGGGAGCGGUCGAGCCAUCCCAAUUAAACAGGGCAUGCUGCUGAAGCGAAGCGGCAAAUCUUUGAACAAGGAGUGGAAGAAGAAAUACGUCACCCUGUGUGACAACGGCGUGCUGACCUAUCACCCAAGUUUACAUGAUUACAUGCAGAAUGUUCAUGGUAAAGAGAUUGAUCUUCUGAGAACCACUGUGAAAGUCCCAGGGAAGAGGCCACCCCGAGCCACGUCGGCCUGUGCGCCCAUCUCCAGCCCUAAAACCAAUGGCCUGUCCAAGGACAUGAGCAGUUUACACAUCUCCCCAAAUUCAGGGAAUGUCACUAGUGCGUCUGGGUCUCAGAUGGCAAGCGGCAUCAGCCUGGGCUCCUUCAGCAGCCGGCCGGACAGCAUGCAGCAACGCUCCUACUCUGUCUCCAGUGCCGACCAGUGGAGUGAGGCUACGGUCAUUGCAAACUCGGCCAUCAGCAGUGACACGGGGCUGGGCGACUCCGUGUGCUCCAGCCCAAGUAUCUCCAGCACCACCAGCCCCAAGCUCGACCCGCCCCCCUCCCCUCACGCCAACAGAAAGAAGCACCGAAGGAAGAAAAGUACCAGCAACUUCAAAGCCGAUGGUCUCUCCAGCACUGCUGAAGAACAAGAAGAAAACUUUGAGUUUAUCAUCGUGUCCCUCACUGGCCAGACGUGGCACUUUGAAGCCACCACUUAUGAAGAGCGAGAUGCGUGGGUCCAGGCCAUCGAGAGCCAGAUCCUAGCCAGCUUACAGUCCUGUGAGAGCAGCAAGAAUAAGUCCCGACUGACGAGCCAGAGUGAGGCCAUGGCCUUGCAGUCGAUACGAAACAUCCGAGGGAACUCCCACUGUGUGGACUGCGAGACCCAGAACCCUAACUGGGCCAGUUUGAACCUGGGAGCCCUCAUGUGCAUCGAGUGCUCGGGGAUCCACCGGAACCUAGGCACCCACCUUUCUCGAGUCCGGUCUCUGGACCUCGACGACUGGCCCAUCGAGCUCAUCAAGGUGAUGUCAUCCAUCGGGAAUGAGUUGGCCAACAGCGUCUGGGAGGAGAGCAGCCAGGGGCGGACGAAGCCCUCGCUGGACUCCACAAGGGAAGAGAAGGAGCGGUGGAUCCGGGCCAAGUACGAACAGAAGCUCUUCCUGGCCCCGCUGCCCUGCACGGAGCUGUCCCUGGGCCAGCACCUGCUGCGGGCCACCGCCGACGAGGACCUGCGGGCCGUCAUCCUGCUGCUGGCGCACGGCUCCCGGGACGAGGUGAACGAGACGUGUGGAGAGGGGGACGGCCGCACCGCGCUGCACCUGGCAUGCCGGAAGGGGAACGUGGUCCUGGCGCAGCUCCUGAUCUGGUACGGGGUGGACGUCAUGGCCCGCGACGCCCACGGGAACACGGCGCUGGCCUACGCCCGGCAGGCGUCCAGCCAGGAGUGCAUCGACGUCCUGCUGCAGUACGGCUGUCCGGACGAGCGCUUCGUGCUCAUGGCCACCCCCAACCUGUCCAGGAAGAACAAUAAUCGCAACAACAGCAGCGGGCGGGUGCCCACCAUCAUCUGAGGACCGCCGGGCCCCCGCAGCCUCGCGCCCCCACCCAGAAGUCACGACACGUGAGUCGCGUCGCGUCCCCACUCCUCCUGGCGGUCAGCCGCCCACCCGCCCUCACCCCGCGCGCAAUCACAAAAGCCUGACCGUCCUCGCGGGGGCGCAGCGGAGGCCGCGAGGCUGCAGGACCGACUCCUUUUCCCCCCUGAACUCCCCCCCCACCGCGACGAGCAGGGGCUGCCCGGGGGCGGGGGGGCCUUGGUUUCUUGAUAGCACACCGCGAGGUCCCCCGGCCCGGCGGCCUGUGGACACAGAGCACGGCACAAGGGACGGGGAUGAGAGGGGGAGGGGAGGCGAGGAGCAAGGAGAAGGGUAACUCUCCUUAACUGGCAGUUAAGCACAUCAGUACAUUUCACCUCUACCAAACGGAACACUCGGAUUUCAUCUCUUCUCCGAGGAGCUUGACGGCAUAAAUCAGAAGCAGGCAGAGUUUGUCAGGUUUGAAGCCCCUAUGAUGGUAUGUGUCAAAUCAGUUGUAGCUAAUCUGUCCGGGGAGAAUACUGGCUUCAUUACACUUGUAUAGUAGAGUUCUUCCAGCAUUACCGCUGUUUAAUAGAACAUGAUUAGUCAUCACCGAGAAAAAAGCAUAUUAGCCGAGGAGGUAGUUACACAGCACGCUCCGAUGCUUGCCACGAUGUGAUUGUAAUACUUCUUAGAAGCAUCAUAUCAUCUCAGACAUGUUCUUUCGAGCCCUUGGAGCCCUUCUUUCUAAAUUCACUGUCAUAAUUUAGUAUCUGUUUAAUUUUUCAGUCCAAAGAGAGGAAAUCAGUUGCUGAGUAUUAUUUGACUGCCGUCGCUCUCCUUGGUGCAAAAACAAAAUGGAAAAAAUAAAUAAGGGUAACUCGGAAAUUCAAAAGGAAAUCACGGAUCCAAGCUAAUAAUAACACUUCGAAUACAUGCAGUAAAGUAACCGAAGGCAUAAAAGGCUAUUUUUUUUUUUUUUUUUUUUUUUUUUUUUUUUUUUUUUUUUUUGCCCCAAACGGCAGAGAUAUUUUACUUUCUUUUGCCAAGGUAGAGGUCUUGGGUCCUCAGUCACUCCUGGGCCACGCCGGAGUGUCACCCAGGCUUCUGUGUUAUGUCUUUAGAUAAGAUUGUGAAAAUCUAUUUGAAUAAAAGGAGUUCAUAAAUAUGCAUUGAUUUUUGUACAGACAAAUGUCACCUCCGUUAAUUUAUAAACUGAACUAGAUGUGAACUAAUAAUGUGCAACUAGUUGAGAUGAGAGGGUUACAGAUCAUUGUACAUGGAAAACACUCCCAGCAGCAAACACUUCCAUUAAUGUGAUAGACAGCUUUGAAAAAGGAACACAUCGGAAGAUGGUAGUACAAUUUGCUUAUUAAAAUCGAGAAAGGGGGAAAAAAAAAAAAAACCAGACACUGAAGCAUUUUAGAGAAGAGGAAGGCGGCAUGUGAUUUCUCAUCAUUUCGAUCUGAUGGCACUUCUGCCGACCCAGAGGAGGGGCCGUGGCAAAGCAGGGGGCGACUGUGCGAAUCCCAGACCCACGUGCUCUGCACGGGCAGGUCACGACCGGCCGCCCACGGCUCUGCGGCACCUGCCGGCCGGCGAGAAUCGCUAAGGCUUAACUUGGCGGCCAGGCCCUCCGUUGGGGUUAUCAGCACGUCCCCUGGUCUGCCGUCACUGUGUGCCAUCGGGGCUGCUCUCAGAUGUUAGCCACCUUCAACGUGGCCAGGUUGUGACACCCUGGGUUAAAAAGGAAAGGGGCGGCUUUGCCUGGAGCGCUUUAGCAGUAUAUGGGAGGAGAGGGUCGUCCAAUGGGAAGGCGCCUCUGGGCUGCUGUAGCACAGAAACCAAGGCCACGCCAGGCCAGUGCCCCCCUCCCCCCCCUCCCCGGGGAAGUCCCCUGCUCUCAUAUAUGAAACCUUCUAUUUUGUAAGAGUUGUCCCUCUUCUUUCACUUUAAAAAAAAAAAAAACACAAUUCAAGUAGGUGGGGACAAAAUAAAGCUUUACACAGAAUUUAUAUGUGGGUCAGUGUUUCAUGGACAUUUGCAACCUUGCUUCCUCUGCGUGGAGCCCAGCGGGCUCCGGGAAUGGAAGGUUCAGAAGGCUGAGAGCCCUGACCACAGGUCCCUGAUCCUCCCCCUGGUUUUUAAUUCUGUGUUUCAUCACUGUGCAGUUAUUUUAAAUGUGAAUGGGGGGAAAAAAUGUCACUGCCUAUUUUUGAAGAACUCAUUACUGUUCUAUUCCACCUGGACACGUUCUCCUCCUCACAGCCUUUAGCAUAGACUUCACGUAGUGAACGCAGAUAUAGUAUAAAUGAAAUUCUUAAAUUAUUUCAUUGUAGUUAAUUCCCACUAUAGGAACGCCCUAUCAUAUAGCGAAGCCUCGUUUUGAAAAGAAACAGAAUUCCUUGUAAGGCUUCUCUUUGAGAUGUAUAUGAGUGUGUACAUAUUAUUAUAUGUGUUUAUAAUAUAAUAUUUUCCCAAACGACUCCUUUUUUCACUUAGCCUUUCUCGACCUGAAUGCUAGACCGGUUUUCCCCCCACCCUCCCACCCCACCCCUUCCCUCUCUCCGGCACGGGGACUUCAUUGAUUCCUCCUCAGAAAACCUGACCCUUCUUCUGCUAUUUUUAGCCAUGCUUCGGGAGGCGGCCUGCUUUCCUGAGCCCGAGUUUUGGCAACAGAGGAAAGGCAGUGGUGGUUUUCGAGGGUUUUCCUCUAAAAUAAAGUGACUGAUGGCUAAUCUGUUUAUGUUUCAGUGUCAGACCAGAAGGGCUUUCUUCACCAACAAUGCUGCCAUUCCCAUCUUAGAGCCUUACUUAACACCAAGGCCCGGAAGCCAAAACCCAGGGCUAGUGUUAGAAAUAACCAAUUUGGGAAGGGGGUCGAGUUGUGUUCGUUGGUUCUCGUGGAAGUUCUGCGAAGUGACCGUGAGGACACCAGUGCAUAGUCCAGCCUCUUCUGUUCAGAAGUAAAACUUCCCUUACCGAGAAACCACGUGCUGGGGAAGACACACACACGCACGCGGUCACGGGUUAGGGUAGCUUCACGAUCUGGCUGGAUUCCUUCUGUGCCCCAGAAACCCUGCAGAGAAAGGAGCCUUGAUUCUGACCCCGUGAGAGCAGAUCUCCGGUACUGGGCGGAAAGGUGGCUCGCCAAGCCCAGAGCCCCAGUCAUGGGGCCCCGGCCCCCGCCCGUCUCCUGUCAUCCUAGGAGAGGAGCGGCUCCAGGGUGAGCGGGUGACAGAUUCCCGAGUCUGUGGCCCCAUGAACAGGUGCAGUUGUGGGUCUCCCAGUGAACGCACACCGCGCGUAAUUAUCCCGGGAGGCAGGGGAUGCUCGCUGAUCACGCGGCGGUCGGGUGCUCUCGUUGGCUUACUCUUGACCAGGAUCCUGAAAGGAGCCCAUUCUCUGCCCGUGAGCCCAGGCAGCGGCCCUUCCAGCACCACUGCCUUCUGAAGCUUUGUCUAGCCUGAUGGGGUCGCCUUGGACCCAGCCUCUGCCGUCGGGCCUAGCGACCAUUCUUUGCAGUUUUGUAACACCUGCACGCAUUCAGGGUCAUUCUCUACAUCCUCAAAGCAGCGGCCACUAACUUAUAGGGGAGAGCGUGGUCCAGUGAGAAAGACAGCCCUGGCUCUCCUGUCCCUCCUGUGUGGCCUUGGGCAGAGGCCCCCAGCUUUGGGGAUCUUUUUCCUCAUCUGUGAAACCGGGGUGGCCUUGCGGGAUCUGAUGACCAGUCGGUUGCCAACCAAUGUGAUAAAAGCCAGCCAGACACCCAGCCAGAGGCUGGAUGCUCAGGAAAUGGGAUUGUUCAUUUAGAACAGAAAUGCCGAGAGCAGAAAGCCAGAACCCAGGCCUGGAGAGCUGCCCCCAGGCUGGCGGUGCGUCCCCCAGCCAGGGCCCUAGGGAGUCGGUGACGGCCCCCCCUUCCCGUCUGAGCCUCUGGGCCUCCCCUCUGCAGGGCCAGUCAGUGCCCUUCCCCACCCCUGUGUGCUGGGAGCAGUGUCAGAGGAGGGGCCUCGCUGGAGCGGCCGUCCCUUUCAGGGCUGGCAUCAGGCUCGGCUUGUCUAGUCCCUGCACUUGGGGAACACAUCUUCCCCGUCAAGGGUGGCCACUGGGUCCUACCCGGCCCCCAGCCCGAGCUGUGCUCGAGGAUGACCUGGGUCACCGCGGCUCCAGCUGUGCCCACCCUUCCUCCUCGCAUUUAGAAUGUUCCGGAAAUAAGAAGAAGUCCACAUUCCCGCCUAGGGAGGUUCAGAAGCCUUGCAACAAUAUAGAGCCUCUAAGAGUAAGUAUGGUCAGGCCUCAAAAACUUCUCAAAAGGCAAAGAUAAUUGGAAAGCAAAUCCAUUACCCCUCGAUGGGCCCUUCUCCCCUCCCCCCUCUACGCUAUUUCCAUCCCUCAUGCGCCCCACAAGGUCGGCCUGACUUUCUAGAACUCCCCUGGAUUGUAUUUAUGUCCUUCAAGCAAACAAAUUGAAAAGCAGUCAGGAAGGAAUUCGAAUAGAAAUGUGCUGAAGAAUCACAUCUUUCUUUCCCGGGAAAUAUAAUUUAUUUCUCACUGGCCUCCUCAAAUGGGGGUUUCACACCUUGUGACGUCCUGUCUUCAAGUGAUUCUCACCCCCAUCCUUCACCAAAAAGCUAAAUAAGGGCCUUUGGCAUCCAGACUUGGAUUUUUCACUUCGGGCCAUUAUCGACACGUUUCCUGUUUGAAUUCCCAAGUGGCUUUCUUCUGGAAGCCCUGUGGUCAGUGAGCCCUUGGUGUGGGCCCCCGCCCGCUCCGUGCCCUACACCCUGAUGGCUCUGUCAUCGUUCAGGCAUCGAAAUCAGGUUGCCUUUCAGUCAGAAUAUUCAAAAUUGAAUAUUCAAAAUAUCCAACUCCAGUUACGCAGAGGAGAGAAGGUGGGGGGCAGGUUAGAUGGAAACAGACUUUUAUUUCCGUCAUUGCCGGGAAGUUGUCCCUGGAACCCAGAAUGGCCAGGCCCCUCGCGAGGAGAGAGAAACAGUGCCACUCAGGGUCAGCACGCCCCCACUGACCCCUCAGCUCUCCCUUCGUGAGGAAGAAAGGACAGGUAACAGCUUAGAAUUCAUAUUUCAAAAACACCCUUGGAGGAGAAGGGCUGUCCUUACAUAGAUUUUUUUUUAAACAAUAUUAACGGACUUCCUGUUUAAUUUUGGAUGUCUGCUGCUUUUUAAACAAACAUUGACACUUCUUUCCAGUUCCGGUUUUUCAGUUUGGGCCAGAGUGGCAAUUAGAGGAUGAACUCAUCAGCCAUCAGCACGGGAUUCUGCAAAACCAGAGAGUCUGUUUUUUAGUCUGUGAUCUUCAAAACGCCCAAGUUCUAGAAGGAGUUUGGUUUCACCAGUGUAGGAAGCACCGUCCCAAAGCAAUGAGUCAGGACCACAGAUUUGAAAACUGCUCUCACCGCGUUUCACUAAUGAGGCCCUCGUUUUGUUCUCAUGUGACGGCAUUUGGUUCUGGGGCUUGCACCCGGUUGGUAAAAAUGCCCUUCUCCGAGGCCUUCCCGUCCAAAGGGCCUGCGGUGCCCGGGGUACGUGCAGGGCAAGCCACCUUGGUCAGUGUGCGAGAGGUCAGCUCAGGGCUUGUGUUUUAUUUUGGCCUGGUGUGUGUGGCUUCUGUAGAGAAGGUCCUCCGAGGGUCACGUUGGAGCUGUAUGCUAGAGACUCGCCUGUCAAAGUCGAGUUAGGUCCCCUCUAGAAUAUUCCCUGGCGGCAGGGAUAUCCUGUCUUCUGUUUUGAGACGCGGGUAAAAGAAAGGAACCACACAGAUGUGAGAGCUUUGGGGAAUCUUCCAAAUGGAACAGCCCGGUGUUGGGAGCGCUUGCCCCUAAAUCAGAGUCUGCCCUGACCUCCCCGUACCUCCCCAGAUGGUGUCAACACUGGCCUGGGAAGCUAAUAUCUGAGCUGGCCCAAACUCAUGUGAAGAAGUUGGGGCCCGACCCCAGAAGCCCACACAGUUAGGGAUUCCUCGUGUAAGAUGGCCAGUGUCCGGGCUUGAUGAAGGACAUCCUGGGGCUUUCCAGCUCUGGCCUAGCACCUGGAUGUUGAAAGCCUGAGUGGGCAGCCCAGCCGAUGUCCCCUGCACCCUGCUCUGCACCUGACAUGCCGCUGAGUGGCCUGGGGGACAUGUGCAUCCUGCCCGGGCCCUUGGAGGGUCAGGGGACAGUGGGGACCAAGGGUGCAUGGGCCAGAGCCGGGAGUUAGCUCACUGACCACUCUCAGGAACACAUCACGCCUUCCAGCCCCACCCCCGGGCGCCCAGGCAGAUCUGAGAGAGGACUGGGCUGUCACACGGCUCAUGGGCAGCAGAUAUGCUUAGAAACUGCUUUGCGGCCGUUCGCACAUCUCGAGGUUAGAAAUCCCGUCUUCUCCAACCCUUGAAAAGAUCGCGGUUCCCCUCCUGCAGCUGUGCUUUUGUCUAAAAUCUGUCGAAUUCUUGAGGUGGCACCCCUGCCCCGGUCUGAGCACCCGCGUGCUGGGGAGGAUGCUGCGUGCCCUUGACCAAGGGUGCUCCGCAAAGCCUUGGGAGGCCUGGGCCGGCUGCCCCGGGAAGGGCUGGAGGGGUGGGCCACGCCAGCCACGGGCACGGCCACGUGGGUUCCAGGAGAGCGUCCUGCCCCAGACGGCCCCCUCCUCUCCUGCCCAUGACCUCGAAUGGGGUUCUCGUGUGGCCACGGGUGUGUUUCUGAACGGGAGCCUGGGCGGGUCAACGGUGGCAGCCAAAAGGCAUUUCUAGGAGGGAACAGGGAAGGCCGGGUCCCUGCCCACCUCCCACCACGUCUUGCUUCUGUAAAUAGCAAUGUACAGAAGACGGAAGAGCGGCCCAGGGUUUAUCCAGAGACGGCUUUGGUUUCUUUGGGGUUUUUUUUCCUUUUUUUGGUUGUUUUUAUAUUACCUCAUUCAGCAAGUUUGUUUCACGAGGACUCAAUGACGCUUUAUUUAUAUUGUUUGUACUGUAAUUAAAACCAUUGACAGACAUUUCACUUUGCUUGUUAUUUCUUAUGAUUUUGUUUUGAUUAAAUAUGCCAGUUUGUAUUUUCCUGCAUUGGGAUUUUUUUGUGUCGGCUGUACAGUAUUCUAAGGGGGAAAAAAAAGAAAGAGAAAAAUGUGUAAAGUAAUGGAGAGAGGUGGCUAUAGUGUAGAGGCCUCUUUCUAAUAAAGAAAUGAAAAUAUGUCUACACUGCUUUCCGUGGA